GGCAGCUCUGGCAUUCAAGCUAAAAUGUCACACAUCUGCACCUGUCGCUCCCACAGUGCGUUCCCAAAGGACUUCCCAGCUGAGAUAUAUAGCCAACUGUUGUUUUCUCUUCGUAGAACUGUAUGCUGAAGCUAUUUCUCUGUCAGUCGUGUGUUGAAAUGCUACAAGAGUUUAACGAGGUUCUGUGGGCGUAGAGCUGUGUCUCCUGUGAGGUCAUUGUUUAAGCUUAAACAUGAAGUUGAACAGGCAGUUUAGGUCUGUGGCUUGAUUCUGCAGCGGGGUGGUGUCCAUACGGCUCCUGACCACACUGCUAUGAGAAGCCAGACUCGUCUCCUCAGCCAUUUGCGCUUCUCUGAGUGACUGAGAGAUGUCCGUGAAGGAGGUAGAAGAGGAACGAAAGUCAGACCCAAAGAGGAGAUGCGCGAGACUGUUCUGGCGAUUGUUUUCUCAUGUUUUCCUCAUUUUGUCACUCAUUUUAUACGCGGUUUUAGGAGCGCAGAUCUUUCAAAAAAUUGAGGGCAAGAAUACUCACAAUAAUGAGUCGGAGCGGGAGAUCCGUGCGGUGGCGCGAAAUGUGAUGGAAACUGUACAGAAUCACAGAGAUGCCUCAUCACAGGAAGCAUUAUUAAUUCAAAUAGAAAACAUUUUGACUGACUUCCGGAAUGAAACGGAGAAGUAUCAGAACUGGAGCUUCUACAGUUCGCUUUUCUUCUCCUGCACAGUGUUCACUACUAUAGGUUAUGGACGAAUGUAUCCAGUGACUGAUGAAGGCAAGGUGGCUUGUAUCGUGUAUGCGAUGGUGGGCAUCCCUCUCAUGCUGCUAGUCAUCUCAGAUGUGGGCGAUGUCUUAGCUGUUCUUCUCUCUAAAGCAUACACUCACCUCAGCCUUUUCUUCAGGCAAUGGAUCUUACAUCGCUCAUGCAUACACAGGCUUGAAAAGGCAUCGCCUCCAAAACAAUUUCAAGGUGCUGAUACCAAUGACACCUAUAUGUUCACCCAGGAUGUUGUGGUGAACAAGACAAAGAACAUUCAACAGGUGAUAAAAACCCAGUCGUCCCUCAGACACACUUCCGUAAAGAUUAGUAACAACAAAGAGAUCUUUGACCGCAUGAUCAUUAAGGAGAACUUCAAGCUCAAAGGCUCUCUGACAAAAUCCUGCUCAUGCCCAGAUCUCGACCGUAUACCACGUCCCAAAACCAAGUCCAAGUUAUUCGUUGGCAUCGGACAGGAGAUGGACCACUUUAAAGUCCCUCUGCUGGUUAUCCUGCUGGUGGUAUUUGCAUAUAUGGUGUUCUGCAGUCAAAUUCUGAAAUUCUGGGAGAAGCAGAUGGGCCAUUUCGAUGCCUUUUAUUUCACCUUCAUCACCUUGACCACCAUUGGCUUUGGUGACAUUGUGCCUGAACAUCCAAAGUACUUCAUGCUAACUUUUUUGUUUAUUAUCAUGGGCAUGGCCAUUAUGAGUAUGGCCUUCAAACUUGGCCAAUCGCGAAUUGUUAGCUUUUACAGGCGGUGCAUAAAGUGUGUUAGCAUGGGCAAGGUAGGAAUAGAUGAAGACCUAGUCCUAGACAGUAGCUGAAGGCAGAAAGAAGCAAGAUGCUUUUUUGUGGCUUUGCUAAUGGCUCAGGAAAAGCAUGAGCAUCCUCAGCACAAGAUGGAAAUGUGUUUUAAUAUUUAUAUACCACUGCCAGUUGAAGGGAAAUGAACCACAGUCCUGUUGCACUAAGCUAGUAUAAGAGAAAGAGACUGAGAAUGAAGUAUACACUCCUGUUAACUAUUUCAGCCAAAAACAAGGAAAUGCAAGAAAAAAUCGACAAAAAUAGCAUGGGAAGUUGUUUAUGUUUAAUUUGUCUAGAUAUGUAGCCUGUCAGAAAAAAGCACUAGCAAUGCAAGUCACUUAGCAAGUCCAUUUAUUCCUGACAUUUAUUCAUGUUCAUGCAAGAUGUAUUGUAUAUCCUACUGGGUGUUCAUAAUAUAUCCGAUAAGAAUAUAAUCAGUAUUUUUUUUAUUUUUCAUUCAGUGACAAGAGUGUAAUAUGAUAUGAACUUUCUGAUCAAUGCAUUACUUUUCUCUUAGUGGCAUUGCUGUUAUGAAAGUGUGUAUGUAAAAUAAAUGUAUUUACUAAUACAAACACUAGUAUGUAAAUGUAGCCUACACCUGUAAUAUCUUGGCUGUGAAAUGUUAUAUUAUCAACUGAUAAUGCACUUUGAAACCAAGUGAAUAAAUUAAUUAU
Messenger RNA from Carassius gibelio (silver crucian carp), 2230 nucleotides. RefSeq names its product potassium channel subfamily K member 18-like. NCBI's taxonomy places the organism in Eukaryota, Metazoa, Chordata, Actinopteri, Cypriniformes, Cyprinidae. Bases 368 to 1576 code for a protein of 402 amino acids. Gene Ontology annotation, molecular function: potassium ion leak channel activity. Gene Ontology annotation, biological process: potassium ion transmembrane transport; stabilization of membrane potential. The transcript is spliced from 3 exons. Gene Ontology annotation, cellular component: membrane. The record is from RefSeq and is a predicted model, not a curated record.